Messenger RNA from Cordyceps fumosorosea ARSEF 2679, 1299 nucleotides. Its product is annotated as glycoside hydrolase family 79 protein. The coding region runs from base 1 to 1299 and encodes 432 amino acids. The transcript has 4 exons. Lineage: Eukaryota; Fungi; Ascomycota; Sordariomycetes; Hypocreales; Cordycipitaceae. The record is from RefSeq and is a predicted model, not a curated record.
AUGGUCAAGUCUCUAACUCUUGCAGCGGUCAUUGUGCCCAGUGUCUGGGCAAUUAAUACCGAUGGUCGUCUGUACUCAUCGUUUGUUUCGCUGUCCAUUGAGCUGAUUGGGUUCCCGGACUGGGCUGAGACCGCGCCAUCUACGACGACUCUCACCACUCCAACUGCCAGCAGCUGCCGCCACGCUGACCCCGGCGCCUGGCAGUGCAUCGGCCCCAGGUUCUUCGACUCUUACGGCGCGUUCCCCGCCGGCACGUUAUACUCGCACAAUUUCAAUGUCGCGACGUGGAAUGCGUCCGGCUUCCACACGCUCGAGGCCACGGUGCCGCUCGCGUGCAGCGCACUGCGCGGCCAGCUAUCGCUCUUCGAAAUCGGCAAUGAGCCGGACCUCUACGUCGGCAAGCGGCGCGACAGCAAUUACGACGUACAUGACUACCUCGCGGACUGGGCCAACACCACCGCGCGCUUCGAGCACUUCCUGAAACAAGCGUGCCCCGACAUGGCCAGCGAGCAGCAGCUCCACUACAUGUUCCCCUCGGUAAGCUCCCCCGUAUCUCGGCUCCGUGUGCCAGACAUGUUUGCCGCCGCUGUCGGGGGCAGUAGCAGUAGCAUCAAGCGGGUGACGCAGGUCUCCGUCCACAACUACAUGGCGGGCGCCACACAACCCGGAGUCACGCUGCAGGCGACGCUCAUGAACCACACGGCCGUCGCGCGCUCCCUUGCCGGGCAUGUCGCCUACGCCAAGUCCGUCGAGGCCUCCGACGCCGACUAUGUUAUCGGUGAGCACAACAGCCUGUACGGGGCCGGCGCCGCCGGCCUCUCGGACGUAUUCGGUGCCGCGCUCUGGGGCGUCGACUUUGCGUUGCAGGCCGCCGCCACCGGCGUCGUCAAACGCGUGCACUUCACCAGUCUCUCGGCUCGCCCUACGCCGCGUGGUCCGCGACCGCGCCACGGCAGACGAAGUCGCCGUACUACGGUCAAGACGCUGGCGCUCGGCGGUCGCGCGGAUCUUGACUCGGGGUACGGCGCGUACGUUGACGGUCGACUGGAGCGCCUGGCGCUGCUGAACCUGCGCGAGUGGAGCCGUCGUCGAACUGGACGGUCAAAGCGUCUGUCGGCGGCAGCCGCGUGCGACAAGACGGGCAUCACGUUCAACGGCUUUGCGUACGAGGCCGAGACUAUGGACAAGCCCGCGCGAGUGGCCUCCCGGGCCAGUAAUGAACAGGUAAAAGCAGACAAGAGCGGCAAGUUAGCCAUCGAGGUCGCAGACUCGGAAGCGAUCGUUGUCCUUCAGAAAUAG